CAAAUGGAAAUAAAAGUAUUAUCUGAGUUUUUUUCGCCACCCACCCUAACGGAUUCAUCCCUACUAACUAGCAGAAGCGACACUGGAAGCCAGUUUACUAUGCUCCCGCCUGCCCUCACCGUCGUUAACAGAACUGCCUCCCGCUAGCACAGCAGGCUGGAGGCUGGUGCGACACCGUGUCCGAGCUAGCUUGCUAGUUGGCUAGCUAGCACACGGUGUCGCUCCCGCCUGCUGUGUACCGGUGUCAUCCUGGCUAAGCUAGCACACAGUGUCCAUUACUCCCACCUGCCGAACACCUGCCACCAUCGUCAUUAACAGAACCGCAGGAAAACAGUGCCCGACAGGCGGGGGCUAAGGACAACAUGUACGGUUAGCUAGUUGUUGUCACCCCGCCCCUUCUGUGGGAUUUUGUCGGUGGCUGGCAUCCAAUAUUAUUAUUAGCCGCAGGAAGUAGGGAGCGCCCCCUGAUAAAUCACAAUCAUAUUAUAACAAUAUAUUUUUAGAAUAUUUUCAUUUCCCGACCAAAUUAGUGAACUAGGCCUGUAUUACUCCUGUUUGAGUGGAGGGGAGUGACAAUAUGCAGGAACGCCCCAAUUGCGGGCAGUAAUUUCACCCUUCUUGUUAGAGUGGGAGAGCAGAAAGGCUCUGGACAGGGUGAGAGGAAAGCCCCUCCCCGCUGAUUGUAGCCUACGACGCGAUGGUGCUUUAAUGUCAUUGUUUGAGUCGAGCUGCGCCCCGCUUGCAUCCGCUGGGAUCAAACAACCCCGACAGCGAGAUCCCUUUUUGUCAUAGAAAUCAGACACUGCCUCUCAGUCACACGUGGGCUUCAGAAAUUGUAAAAAGUUGAACAUCCAGCCAGUACUUGUAAUACAGAACGGAUCAAGGAGAUGCUGAGGACAAUCUUAACAGUGUACGACAGGACUCUCUCCACGUAUCACUCUCAUCGGCAGUAGGAUUCAUAUAUUUGUAUAUAGCUGGUGUGCGCAGUCAAUGCUCUGUAGCCUAAAGCAUAUGCAUAACUUUUGUCACGCUUAGAAAAGUAGGCAAUACGGGCGAGUUUGUUCUUCGUUUGAAAUGGCAAUCAAGUCCAGUUCCGUGAGUGUCGCUCUGUAGAGUUUUUUGUUUUGAAUGAAUAAAAACUAUAUCACUGUUCUGGUUUCACAUAGCAUAUUUGUAAAAAAUGCGGGUUUUGGCACCACUAAUUGUUUUCUUUGCGCUGCUCUGUUCAAUCUCUGGGCGCGCGUCCGGAUGCCCUCUCCGUUGCGAAUGCUCAGAAGCCGCGCACACCGUCAAGUGUGUUUCCAAAUAUUUGCGGAGUGUCCCGUCCGGGAUACCAGGGUACACGAGGAAUCUGUUUAUAACGGGUAAUCAGAUAAGCAGAAUUGGACCAGAAUCGUUCAAAGGGCUGGACAAUUUAACCACGUUGUCACUGAGUAACAACAGGAUAACAGAGGUAGAGUCUCAGACGUUUUCCGGACUGCGUUCCCUCCGCUCUCUGGACCUGAGCUCCAACCAGCUGACUGUGAUCAACCCAGAGGCCUUCACCGUUCCGGGCCACACCCUCAGGGAGCUCAACCUCAGCCGAGCUCUCUACAACCACUCCUCUGUCAUGGACCUGGCUGUGUCUCUUCGCUGGUCCACCCUGGGGGAGAUCCGGACCCUGGACCUGUCAGGGAACAGCCUGAUCUACCUGCCCUCUCACACCUUCUCCUACAUGGGGGGUCUGCGGAGGCUCAUCCUGGCCAACAACUCCCUGGUGGCCCUCCACAAUGGCACCUUCUCUGGGCUGGACUCUCUGGAGCAGCUGGAUCUGACCUUCAACGCUCUGCGGACCAUCCAGGAGGAGGGCCUGGCUGAGCUUGACUCGCUGUGUCCCGGGGCGAGACUCAUUCUAGGGGAGAACCCCUGGACCUGUAUCUGUGGCAUGGAGCCCUUCGCUGCCUGGCUCAACUCCUCCCAGGGACAUGUGGGGGACGCAGAGAGCCUGGUGUGUGCCUUCCCCCCAGGCAUGAGGAACAUCUCUCUGCUGAGGCUGGCGGCUGGGGUGGGCGGGGACAGGGUGGCGCUGGGGUGCCAAAGGGUGGAUGAGGGGGUGGACCUGGCCCUCCAUACUUCCUACGUGUUCCUGGGGAUCGUCCUGGGCUUCGUGGGACUCGUCUUCCUCUUGGUCCUCUACCUCAACCGGCAGGGCAUCAAGAAGAGGAUCAAUGACAUGCGGGAAGCAUGCACAGAGGUGUUGGAGGGAUAUCACUACCGCUACGAGCUCGAUUCCGACCCCAGGCUCUCUCAGGUCUCCACCACAGCAGACAUUUGAUGAUAUCAAGACACUCAAGGGGCUUCCAUGAUCCUUCUUUCAUAAUUGAAAACAUUGGACUUUUUUUCUAUUGCAUUUAUAGAGAAGAUAAUGUAAAAACUGUACAUAUGAAUUGUCUGUAAAUAUAAACAUACAGUAAGUAUAUAACUGGGCAUUGCUAUUGUUUUCCCAGUAGCUAUGUCCAUGAUUAAAGCAUGCACCGUCUGUCUGAUCUGAAUUCCUUCUCAACCAGUCCUCCCUUUUAGUCCACACAUCGUCUGAGACUAGGGAUUACCCCUGGCUAACAAAUAAAGGGGCAUGGACUGUGAAAGAGAACUGUUGUAUGGAUGGGGGACUGACUGACUGUUCUUCUACAUAGAUUUUCCCCUCUUAAAAGAGGUGCUUCUCUGUCUGUCCUAGAGUGAAGUGUCACGUGAAGGAGUGAAAUGACAAUUGGACAGUAUCAUUUAUGUAUGUUUUGAUUCUUGGAACUGAGAACAGAUAUGGAUGAAUAUACUUAAUUCAUGAAGCUGAAGUAAUAAAACUGAAGACUGUUCUUAUACAUUUCACCUGCUAUGACUUUACUUGAAUGUUGUUCUUUGAGGAGAGAUCUUGUAAAUGUAUAUACUAUCUCUACCAAGCUCAAGUAAAGCCAAGUUAAUCAGCCCAUAAGAUGCAGGUUGUGUGACACCAACCCCUGUGAAACUUAGGCAAAAUGGCUGUGUCUGAAAUUGCUCCAUAUUUCCUGUAUGGGCCCUAGUCAAAAGUAGUGCACUUAUAAAAGGAAUAGGGUACCAUUGGGACACAGACAAUCUCUCAUUGAGCUUUGAGGGCCAGCUCACCCCAGGACUGAGGAGCAGUUCUUUGGUCUUCUGUCCCUCUGCCCCAGGGUGCCUGAAUGGAAUCCCAGCAGAUUAGUCUCCAUAGCAUUCCAAAGGGAGGAGAACCUCUCCUCUUAGCUCUCCUAAAAUCAACUCUCUCUCUCUCUCUCUCUCUCUUACUCACUCACUCACUCACUCUCUCACUCUCUCUCUAUUCACAGAGAUGAGAUGAGUGGAAAAAGGAGGAUUGUUCAUUCAGUUCACACUGCACAGCCACAGUCAUACAGCAACGGAAAUCUCCAGUCCCUCUUUCAUGAAAAUGUGCUUUGUUUUAAGUUCUCUAGUUUUAUUGUCAAGAUGAUGAGAACCAGGACGAGCCUGGGGCUAUAGGGCUGGAACUGGAGCUGGGGCUAUAGGGUUGAUGCUGGGGCUAUAGGGCUGGGGCUAUAGGGCUGGAACUGAGGCUGGGGCUAUAGGGCUGAUGCUGGGGCUAUAGGGCCGAGGCUGAGACAGGGGCUAUAGGGCUGAGGCUGGGGCUAUAGGACUGAGGCUGGGGCUGAAGCAUGGGGGUGCAUGGGGCUGAGCCAAAAGCGAGCCCUCCUCCUCAAAGACAACAGCCGUUCCCUAAAGGAAGGAAAGCCUGGGUGGAGCUGAAGCUGUUUCUGUUCAGGGGACUUUUCAGUGAUAGGAUACAGAUGAGUCUGGAAUGCCAGCAACAGAGCAGGCAGCAGCAGUUUCAUUCAGAGGUCGAGGCCUGCUCUGCUCUUAUUAACCAGUGCAGUGAAGGAGCUGUUGUUGCCUUCCUUCUUACAACAGAAAUAUACUUAAGCAAUAAGGCCAGAGGAGUUGUGGUAUAUGGUCAAUAUACCACGACUAAGGGUUGGUCUUAGGCACAACGCAACAAAUAUAAAUUAGCAGUGGUAUAUUGGCCACAUAGCACAAACCCCGGAGGAGCCUUAUUGCUAUUAUAAACUUGUUACCAACAUAAAUAGAGCAGUAAAACAAAAUGUUUUGUCAAACCCGUGGUAUACAGUCUGAUGUACCAUGGCUUUCAGCCAAUCCAAAUUCAGGGCUCAAACCACCCAGUUUAUAGUAUUUGUUAUACACUUCAAUUAUAAUUCAUUACUCUACUGUUAUCUGUGUUUUUUUAACCAAUUUGUGAAGUGAUAGUUGAUCUAAAUGGGAUGUGUUGGGCGUACAUAUGAAGGGGGUUCUCUUUGAGAUGUGUUCCUUGUCGUGAUCUGUGAUGUUUCUGUCAUGAUGUCUAAAGUCACAGUGAGAAACCUCCACUUGGUAAUUGUUUAGCUAAUGUUUAGUCUGGUGUGUGAAAACUAGAGAGGGAGAACAAAGCAACGAAGAACACAUUUCUUAUUUCUGUCUCCAUUUGAAGUUUACAUUUUUUAUUGCAUGUUUUUUUAGUUGAAUAUAAAGCCUGGACAUUGUGUAGAAUCCUUUUAACCAAUCUUGAAAUUCUAAUAGCAUAUUUGAAUGAGGUUUAUCUUUUUAUAUAUAUUUGAAUAAAAGCCUGUGUCAGCUUG
Molecule: messenger RNA, 4652 nt
Organism: Salvelinus fontinalis (brook trout)
Lineage: Eukaryota; Metazoa; Chordata; Actinopteri; Salmoniformes; Salmonidae
Product: trophoblast glycoprotein-like
Exons: 2
Coding region: 1181-2314 (377 amino acids)
Biological process (GO): negative regulation of canonical Wnt signaling pathway
Cellular component (GO): plasma membrane
Molecular function (GO): protein binding
Source: RefSeq, a predicted model, not a curated record